UUGCCUCGGAGCGGAGCGCCGACAACCGCCUUUUCGACGAUGCCUCUUCCAACUUCAUCAUCGACACCAGUGGCAGCGCGGCACUUGCCCGGGCCGCCGGCGUGGCCGACUCCGACGACGAGGAUGCCGACGCCUCGGACGACCAGAUGGACGGCGAGGAGCGGGCCCUGUCCCGCGCGCGUGCCCGCCAGCGCAAGGCCGGGUCCCAGGCCCCGCUCUGGAGCGACUCGCACCAGGGCGCCGGGUCGCGCCGCGAGCGCCUGGUGGCCUCGCGCCGCCGCGAUGCCGACACCGCCUCGACGGUGGCCCUGACCGACCUGGACCGCGAGCAGCGUCUGCGCCAGCAGUUCGAGCGGAAGAACCCCUCGCGCGCGUGGGCCGACCUCGAGCUGGCCGCCGACCGCCAGGCCCUGGACCAGGAGCGCUUCGGCAGCGACGCGGCUGCCCUGCUGGCCAGCGCCACCCGGCAUCUGACCGACCCGAAUGCCGCCAAGCGCCAGCGUCGCGAGCGCGGUGGCCCGAGCCUGCACUGCUUCCGUGUGACGGACAUCAACCGCGCCGAGCGGAGCGAG
Fonticula alba is the source of this 572-nucleotide messenger RNA. RefSeq lists its product as hypothetical. NCBI's taxonomy places the organism in Eukaryota, Rotosphaerida, Fonticulaceae. The transcript is spliced from 2 exons. The record is from RefSeq and is a predicted model, not a curated record. The annotation marks the transcript as partial.